AUGCAAGGCCGCUCAUCCUCGCAGACACCCUACGUCAACGGCAAUAUGCCUGGGCCUUCGCAGUACCAAUAUUCAUCCAACGUCGGGGCCUCUGCAGCGCAGGCAGCAGCGGCAGCCUUGUCCAAUCCAUACGCGCAAUUUCAGUAUCCUCAGGCUCCCCACUAUGCUCAGGCAUAUGCACACUUUCGCACUCCAGGAACUUCCAUGCCCAAUCUCACCACGGAAGGCUACACACUCUCCUCCACGUACGUCUCUAGCUCUCACACCGGUCCCUCGGCGGCCUCCGCUGGUAUGCAGCGACCGGGACCGCAGAAGCCCUCUCCUCGUGGACCUGUGCAGGCGCAUUGGUAUCAGCCAGGUAAUUGCCAUUGCAGCAAACCCGGGUGCUCUUUCACGGGCUCGAAGAAGGCCGUGGAGAUCCAUAUGAUGGACAGACACCUGAUUUAUCCUCCUGGGUGGAAACAGAGGAAGACGAGAGACGAUUGGGACGCAGACCCCAGUCUGAAAGGGAAGCCUAUUCCUAUCCAAGGUACGACCAUGAAGCUCGACACGCCAGAAGCCAUUGAGGCUUGGAUUGCUGAGCGCAAGAAGAGAUUUCCCACCGCUUCUCGCGUGGAGGAGAAAGAGAAGAAACUCGAGGAGGCUAUAGCGCGCGGCCAACUGCUUUCUCAGGACGUUCGUUUUCCGAACAGGAAGAAACGGAGGCUGAACGACGACGUGCAGGACGGGCAGUAUGGAGACCGGAAUGAGGCGUAUGGCAGAGGCCGGGGUCGUGGUCGCGGUCGGGGCAGAGGAGGGGGCGGAGGGCAGGGACGCGGCGGCGGUGCUGCUCCUCAAGAGCCUCGCGUUCCUCACUCGCUGCCCGCAAAGCCUUCCGUAUCAUCGCACGUGGCUACCGAAAUUGCCAACUCGUCUGGUGCACGCCCGGCUGCCACAUUGCCCAUUGCUUACGCUGAGGACAGCAAUUCUGACUCCGAGUCCGAUGGUGCUCCCGAGGUAGUAUCGUCGAAGGCGGCUCCCGAGAUAGUUGAUGUGCAAAGUCACAUACCUAUCGACGCUUCGGGUGACGACGUGGAAAUGGAGGAACCUCGCGUUGAGGUUCGGCCGCCUUUAUCACAACAGGUUCGGCCAGUGAAAAAGAGCCAUGCUAGGCAACCACGAAAACCAUUGCAUAACCCUUUCGCUGCGCGCCCAUCCUUACUACGGAAUCUGCUUACCCCGGAGAUCCGGAUGACCGUGUCUAACUUAUCCCAAGCCAUUCGCUUUCUUGUCGACAACGAUUUCCUGGACAACGUCGAGCUGAAGCCAGGACAGGCCUCUGACAGGAUGAUUGAAGUUAUUGGGACAUCCAGCACGGAAGGGCUCGAAGCCACCGUGACGCGACCUGCGUCCUCCGAAGACGCAGAGAACCACUCUACCUCAUAA
This is a messenger RNA of Rhodofomes roseus, 1425 nucleotides long. Its product is annotated as nuclear fragile X mental retardation-interacting protein 1-domain-containing protein. The record is from RefSeq and is a predicted model, not a curated record. Gene Ontology annotation, biological process: box C/D snoRNP assembly. NCBI's taxonomy places the organism in Eukaryota, Fungi, Basidiomycota, Agaricomycetes, Polyporales, Fomitopsidaceae. Gene Ontology annotation, molecular function: RNA binding. The coding region runs from base 1 to 1425 and encodes 474 amino acids. The transcript has 3 exons. Gene Ontology annotation, cellular component: nucleus.